AUGGCCCAUCACAACACCAUUCAAUUCCAUCCUUCCUCCUUUGUCGUUUUGGGGAUUCCAGGCCUGGAAAAUUUUCAAGUCUGGAUUGGUUUCCCAUUUUGUGCUGUAUAUCUGAUUGCCCUCCUGGGGAACAUUAUAAUCCUCUUUAUAAUUCAGUCUGAGCCUAGUCUCCACCAGCCCAUGUUUUACUUCCUGGCAAUGUUGGCCUGCACUGACAUAAGCCUGUCCACUGCCACUAUCCCCAAGAUGCUGGGCAUCUUCUGGUUCAAUUUCAAGGAAAUACUUUUUGGUGCCUGCCUUGCACAGAUGUUUAUGAUUCAUCUGUGCACAGGCCUGGAGUCUGGGGUCCUGACAGUCAUGGCCAUCGACCACUAUGUUGCCGUCUGCUAUCCCCUGAGGUAUACCACGAUCCUCACCAACAAGGUGGUGGCCAUUCUAGGUGUAGUCAUGAUAGUGAGGUCUUUAAUCUUCGUUAUCCCUUUUGUGUUUCUCAUCUUGCUGUUGUCGUUCUGUGGUGCCCGUAUCAUUCCCCACACCUACUGUGAGCACAUGGGCAUUGCCCACCUUUCCUAUGCCAGUAUCAGUGCCAAUAAUUUGUUUGAAAUGGCUGCCUUUUCUGUGGGAUUCAUUGACCUUAUUGUAAUUAGUCUCUCCUAUGUGAAGGUACUCUACACAGUGUUCCAUUUACCGUCACAGAAUGCCCAAUUCAAGGCUCUCAACACCUGUGGCUCCCAUGUCUGUGUCACGUUUAUCUUCUACAUCCCAGCAUUUUUCUCUUUUCUGACCCACCGCUUUGGUCAUAGCAUCCCUGGUUAUAUUCAUAUAUUUCUGGCCAAACUCUAUGUGGUUGUUCCGCCUGCACUCAACCCUAUUAUCUAUGGGGUCAGGACAAAGCAGAUCUGGGAGCAAGUCCUAAGAAUUCUUAAUCCUAAAGAUGUUUGA
Molecule: messenger RNA, 942 nt
Organism: Diceros bicornis minor
Lineage: Eukaryota; Metazoa; Chordata; Mammalia; Perissodactyla; Rhinocerotidae
Product: olfactory receptor 52E5-like
Exons: 1
Coding region: 1-942 (313 amino acids)
Biological process (GO): G protein-coupled receptor signaling pathway
Cellular component (GO): membrane
Molecular function (GO): G protein-coupled receptor activity; olfactory receptor activity
Source: RefSeq, a predicted model, not a curated record